AAUUGUAAAAAUAAAGGAAAAAAAAAAAAAGAGAAGCACCAAGCCACCGCAAAGGACAAGAAAACAAGAGAGACAGAGCACCUUGAGGAGUUCGUGUAUCCUUCUUAUUCAGAAACCCUAGUUUUCGCCGUCUCUCUCUAUCCAAAUCUGCUUCCUUCAACCUCGAUCUCCUUUUUCAUUCUCUAAGAAAACGACGCUGUUGCAUCCUCCCACCCUGCAAAACCCUUAAUUAAUCAAAUCUAGGGUUUCUUCUUGUUCUCUCUCUCCCUCACAACGCAAUGCAUCCCCAAAAAGCUUGAAUUUUUGCCCCUCCGUUGAUAUUGAAAAAGUUGGGAGCUUUUGCCUUUUGGAAUUUAGGUGGUGAAAGAGAAAAAGUUAUGUAUAGUCAUAGAGAUCGAGGACGAGGGCCAUCGAAAUCGGAGCUAGUGGGAGGACCGUUGGAUCGGAAACGCAUAAACGAUGCGCUGGACAAGCAUCUAGAGAAGUCUUCCCCAUCCACUUCGAGGGGCUUGAACAGCAAAGACAAAGAAAGAUCCUCUGUUCCUUCAACUUCCACUGGUAAAUCCCAGCUUGAUCAUCGCGAUUCGCGCUCUGCAACUCUCUCCAAAGCCAAAUGUUCUGAUGAGGAAUCUGAGACAGACAGUGAAGAAUCAGACGUAAGUGGUUCUGAUGGAGAUGACACCUCUUGGAUCUCAUGGUUUUGCAAUUUACGAGGCAAUGAGUUUUUCUGUGAAGUUGAUGAUGAUUACAUCCAAGAUGACUUUAAUCUUUGUGGCUUGAGCGGUCAAGUUCCGUAUUAUGACUAUGCGCUUGAUUUUAUAUUGGAUGUUGAAUCUUCUCAUGGUGAUAUGUUCACUGAAGAACAGAAUGAAUUGGUUGAAUCUGCAGCUGAGAUGUUGUAUGGUCUUAUACAUGUCCGUUACAUAUUAACUAGCAAGGGAAUGUCCGCUAUGUUGGAGAAAUACAAAAAUUAUGACUUUGGGAGAUGCCCUAGAGUUUAUUGCUGUGGACAACCUUGUCUUCCAGUUGGUCAGUCAGACAUUCCUCGUUCAAGUACUGUGAAAAUCUACUGUCCAAAGUGUGAAGAUAUAUAUUAUCCUCGAUCCAAGUAUCAAGGCAAUAUUGAUGGAGCUUAUUUUGGAACGACAUUUCCACAUUUAUUUUUGAUGACAUAUGGGCACCUAAAGCCACAAAAGCCAACACAAAACUACAUCCCAAGAGUUUUUGGCUUCAAGAUCCACAAGCCCUAAUGUGCUACAGGAGUUGCAAGCUGUAAGUUGUGUUGAGAUCUAUUGUUCGGCAGCAAGGCGGCGAUUUUCACAUAUCCGGUGCAGUGGAUGCCCUACCAUGCAAGGUGAAGUGGGGUUCCCAAAAGAAGAAUUGUAACGAUUGAUAUGCCAAUGAAAUGUUUAAAAUGAAAUAUGGCCUGUUAGUUGAGCACAUCUCUCUAGAAUUUAUUCAUAAAUUUAACAGAGCGUUUGUAAGCAUACAUAUCUUUAUCGUGGGUUGAGGAUUGUUUGAAGUUCUUUUUGUUGUAGUUAGUUGAUAUACCUUCCUCGUUUGCUGACCGGAGUAAACAUAGAUAUUCCAUUCCCUAACUAUAGUGAUUUCCAAUCCUAGCCUAUCUUUUUCACCAAUCUGUACUCUUCCAUCGAUGUGAAAUUAUGAAAUCUGCGUGUGUAUUCUAGUCCAAGCAACAUUGAAUCAUGUUAAAGAAAGAAAAUACAGGGGUACUAAGAAACCGAGUUUGUCCUUGUCUUUUCCCUAUUUCUGUGUUCUGGUAUUUAUUCUUUUGCAGUAAUGAUGAUGGCAAGGGGGGGGAUGAUAGUAAUAUUUCAACUCUCAAACGUAAUGGGUUUGGUUUCUUAUCCGUGUGGACAACCGUUCAUUGCUGAACUUAAGCGUAGCUGCUUCCUUGAAAGUUCUCUCGAACCCAAACCUAACCAACCCC
Messenger RNA from Durio zibethinus, 1951 nucleotides. RefSeq names its product putative casein kinase II subunit beta-4. The record is from RefSeq and is a predicted model, not a curated record. Gene Ontology annotation, cellular component: protein kinase CK2 complex; cytoplasm. NCBI's taxonomy places the organism in Eukaryota, Viridiplantae, Streptophyta, Magnoliopsida, Malvales, Malvaceae. Gene Ontology annotation, molecular function: protein kinase regulator activity.